GAUGUUUAAUGAAAGAAGAGUCCGUAGGCCUCAAGUUCUUUGUUUUAAUUUAGGAUCUUUAAGAUGGAGAGCACUACUUCAGUGAUUAGGAGAGACACAAGAUGGAAAGAAAGAUUUUACUACUGAUGGGCCCUGGGUGGUACACAAGACAUCUGAAAGCCACACUCAUGGAGGUCAAGGUCAAGGAGUGCAGACAGAGUGUGUGUGCAUGGCAGGGAGAGACUAUGGGACAAUGUCAACAUUGGGAUCCAGGGAGUUAUCCACACAGGUUUUCUGAGAAGAGUUUUAAUUGGUAGGUUUAAAGCAAAAAAAUGUAAGUGUCAAGAGGCUAUGACCAAGAUGUGAUACCGCAACAUAUCUGCACAGUCCAUAUGGGGUAUGAGGGUCAGCAGAGCCAGUCAUAUGUUGUACAUAGCUGUCUAAUAGGGAAGAGGUCACAAGGCCUUGUAUAACACAGAUAUCCGGACUAACUACAUUGAGGAACUGCAGAAGAGUUUUUAAAUUGUGAACUUGAAGAUAACAUUGCUUCUAGACAUGGCAGUUUAUAUCUUCAUACUAACUUGUUGGCUAACACAGCAGGUGACCAGCCAAUUAGUCCUCGACAUGGCCAACAACGCAUUUGAUGAUCAGUAUGAGGGCUGUAUCGAAGCAAUGGAGGAAAAGGCACCCCAGCUGUUAAAAGAAGAGCUAAGCAUGAAUGAAAAAUUUAAGAAUGAAUGGGAAAAUGCUAAGAAAAAAUGGAAGCAAAUAAAGUCCAACAUAAACUAUUCAGAAAAUUUCAAUGAUUUCCAUGGAACUGCUAUAGUGGCCUACACUGGGAAAAUUGCAAAAGAUUUUAACCGAGCUGUAAGAGAAUUCAGACUAAAUUCAAGUGACUUUCAGUACAAGGCCUUCCAUUAUUAUCUGACAAGAGCUCUUCAGCUUCUGAGGACAUCCCAGUGUAACCAAGUUUUUAGAGGCUCUCAUACCAAGUUUUAUUACAGUGGGGCCGGUAGUGUACGAUUUGGGCAAUUCACUUCAUCAUCUUUGAAUAGAAAUGUAGCUGUUUCUCCAAGAUUUCUUGGUGCUGAUGGGACAUUGUUUAUCAUCAGAACCUGUUUGGGUGUUAAUAUCAAAGCAUUCUCUCUCUACCCUCAAGAAGAGGAAGUGUUAAUACCAGGGUAUGAAGUAUAUCAAAAGGUCACAGUAAAACAAACUGGUAAAAAUCACAAUGAAAUUUCCCUCGAAGCUCCCCAAAAACGAAAGAGUAACUUCAAUUGCUUUAAUUCUACUCCAAUUCACAGCAAAUCAGACAUCAAUUUCAACAGUUCAGGCCCUGUGUUCCUGCUGCUGCUGCUACUGCUGCUUGCUGAGCCAUAGCCCUUGGCCUGAAGUUUCUCUUCCUUGACUACAUAUCAGAUUUGUGAGCAGGAUGUUGGAGGAAGGACAAGGAUCAGAGACUUGACUGGGUUCUCCAAUGUCAGCAGUAUUGGGAAGGGUAGGAUCUUUUUUUGUAGUCCGCUUUAGUGCUUGUGUCCCUCACAGAUAUAUGAGGAAAUUACUAAAUCCCACUAUAAAAGUGAGCAUACGGUCUUCAAAUUUACUGCCUGAGAUAAGUUCCUGGUGUCUUGACACUUUGCUAUGGUUACAAAUCAAUAUUUGCAUGCACCGUCAGCAGUGACAAUCUCUUUAAAAUGCAAUUUGUGAUUAAUGUUAUAAUCUAAAGAAAUAAACCAUUCAUAAUCACA
Molecule: messenger RNA, 1727 nt
Organism: Marmota monax (woodchuck)
Lineage: Eukaryota; Metazoa; Chordata; Mammalia; Rodentia; Sciuridae
Product: T-cell ecto-ADP-ribosyltransferase 1-like
Exons: 4
Coding region: 535-1359 (274 amino acids)
Molecular function (GO): NAD+ poly-ADP-ribosyltransferase activity; NAD+-protein-arginine ADP-ribosyltransferase activity
Source: RefSeq, a predicted model, not a curated record